This is a messenger RNA of Coccidioides immitis RS, 2302 nucleotides long. Its product is annotated as multidrug resistance protein. Lineage: Eukaryota; Fungi; Ascomycota; Eurotiomycetes; Onygenales; Onygenaceae. The coding region runs from base 125 to 1795 and encodes 556 amino acids. The transcript is spliced from 10 exons. Gene Ontology annotation, cellular component: membrane. Gene Ontology annotation, molecular function: transmembrane transporter activity. Gene Ontology annotation, biological process: transmembrane transport. The record is from RefSeq and is a predicted model, not a curated record.
AUCGCCCUGUGUGCUGGCAAUGGAUCUGGAUUUCAGUCCUAUGCCCGGUCUGAUAUCCCUACCUUCGACGCUCUAUUCGCCCGGCCGAUCGUAGUCCAUUCGGCUGUAGGUCUCAUAGAACGAUAUGUCGAGAACAGAAGCUGAUACUUCCGGUACAACCAAUGCAAAUAGCCUGAGCAGCACCGAAAAGGAGAGACGGUAUGGACCCAUCCGACAGUCGCAAGAUACUGGUCGCAUCUCGGCAUUAGUACGCCAAAGCACCUCUAGGUCAUUGGAAAGAUCGACAUCGUUAGGAGAUGGAUACACACACCCCCAUGUUGACAAUGACAGGUUACAGGAUGUCGAGGAUGAAGAGAAGUUGGAACAGCAACGAGCAGUGGAUUUCGUGGUUGGGUGGGAUGGCCCGAAUGACCCUGAUAAUCCGCGAAAUAUGACCUACGCGCGGAAGUGGCUAAUUGUAAUCAUCCUGGCCAUGGGUUCGCUUUGCGUGACGUGUGCCUCUUCCAUGUAUACAAUGACAUACUCGCAACUGACCGAAGAAUUUGGUGUUUCGCGGCUUGUUGCUACAUUGGGGUUGUCCACUUUUAUCCUGGGCCUUGGGACUGGGCCUCUUUUCCUUGCUCCGUUGUCGGAGUUUUUUGGGAGACGCAUAAUUUACAUUAUCUCUUUUUCCUGCUUCGUGGUCUGGCUGGUUCCAUGCGCAGUGGCACAGAACAUUGCAACGAUGGUCAUCUCGAGGUUUUUCAAUGGCUUGUCUGGAAGCGCCUUUUUAAGUGUGGCUGGUGGAACCGUUGGCGAUAUAUUUGACCGGCGUCAGCUUGCAGCGCCGAUGAUGGUAUAUACAGCAAGCCCUUUCAUGGGUCCGGAAAUUGGUCCUUUGAUUGGUGGCUUUAUCUGCCAGUAUACUACAUGGCGCUGGGUCUUUUACCUCUUGCUCAUAUGGGCUGGAGCGAUUGCAGUUGCCCUCAUCCUGCUUGUCCCAGAAACUUAUCAUCCCGUCCUGCUUCGACGCAAAGCUAUAAAUCGCAGAAAGGAGACCGGAGACAACAGAUGGAAGGCACCUAUCGAGAAAUUAGGCCGCUCCUUGGUCCAUACUGUGCUCCGCUCCAUAUACAGGCCCAUGCUGCUACUGAUAUUCGAGCCGAUGUGCCUAAACCUCUGUAUUUUCUCUGCGAUCCUGCUCGGAAUAUUGUAUCUCUUCUUCGGGGCUUUCCAGCUUGUGUUUUCGACCAUUUACGGGUUUGAGCUCUGGCAAAUCGGGCUGAGUUUCUUGGGACUAAUGAUAGGAAUGGCGAUUGCAACCGCAAGUGACCCGAUAUGGUCGAGAUAUUAUGCACGUCUCAUUCGCAAUAGAGCCCAAGUUGUGGGAAAGGAGGAGUUCGAACCGGAGUGGAGAUUACCACCUGCGAUUGCUGGAGCUCCAUUGGUUACAAUUGGACUAUUUAUCUUUGCUUGGACGAUAUUCCCAAAUGUUCACUGGAUCGCGCCGAUAAUAGGGAGCUUAAUCUUCGGAAUAGGAACGAUCCUCGUCUACUCUGGUAUUUUCACAUUCCUUGUGGAAUCGUACCCCCUGUACGCUGCGAGCGCCUUAGCCGCCAAUAGCUUUUUGCGCUCAAGCUUUGCGGGUGCAUUUCCUCUAUUCGGAAUUCAAAUGUACCACAAGCUCGGGUACAACUGGGCAACCACUCUCCUGGCAUUCUUGACCCUUGUCAUGGCUCCAUUCCCGUACAUAUUCUUUCGCUACGGAAAACGCAUUAGAAAGAAGAGCCGAUUUGCGACUGUAAAAGCCGAGUGAGCGAGCUUUUCGCGUCGUAAUAUUUUCAGGCAGCCUGUUCCUCCCCAAGACACUCUCGUGUUUCGCGCUCGUGGCUGUAUUUUCCGAUCUAGCCCGUGGCUUGACUACCCCGUGUCGCUCGCUGAUAUGUUUGUAGCUACCUCGUGCUUUUUAAGGACAUGUGAAAAUGAUACGCAUCAGCCAAGCGGGCGGCUGGCGCCGAGGGAGCAAGACCGAUAGAGCGGGCUGGCGAAAAACCACUUUUCUUGGUCUAGAUCAACCAGGAUGGUUGACAAUCAGGCAAUUUUGGGUUCGGCAAUGGGGUUAAGCUUAUUUGCCCAUUGCAUUUUAGCUUUGGACCAAACCUCCCCUUCGAUAUUGGUUCGCUGUUUCAUAUCAGACCGAAUAUCUUUUUGAGUGGCGCGGAAUGAAAUUGACUCGAGCAGAACAAAUGUUUUGGAUCUACAAAAGACCUCAGAGCGAGUACAUAGAUAAUUAGCACAUUAAUACCCCAUCUUAGUUACCAGA